UGGAUGUAAGAGCAAGCUCCUCUCAUAUAACUCUGCUUUAUUUACCAUGGAGCACAGGAACGGCCUAUAAAUGAUUCUGAAUGCCAAAUAGGAAUGACAACCACGCUUGACCCUGUGUCGCUGCUGCAGGUGCGUCGCCCGAAAACGUGAUUAAACGUGCUUCAAGCCGCAGCAUCUCCUUCAUUCUGAGGGCGACAGACACCAACGGCUUUAACAGCUCUAAACUGAAGCUCAUCUGAUUAAAAGAGAAACGUUUCUUUUACUUUUGGUGCUGAGACUAUGGAGAUUAAUUGUGACAGUGCAUUCAUUCCUUGGAUCGGGGGACCUCUGUGCCAGUGACAGGAGGGCGAUUGCUGCAGAUGAUGUACAUUACGCAAGAAUUCGGUAUGGGAUCUUGCGUUUGACUCUUCGUCUUUAUAUAUCAGUUCAUUUAAUUUCUUGGUAAUCUUAAACUGACAAGAUCCUGAGAUAACGACUGUGUGAAUGAUAGACCUCCACAGCAUUAGCCGGCAACCAAUGAUUUUAUAAGUUCCACAUUUUGAAAAAAAAAAAAUGGGGAACAGUUUCUCCAACAUAGCUGCAUUUCAGUCCCUUCACAUUGUGAUGCUGGGCUUAGAUUCCGCGGGGAAAACAACGGUUCUUUACCGUCUUAAAUUCAAUGAAUUUGUUAACACCGUUCCAACCAUCGGAUUUAAUACCGAGAAGAUUAAACUGAGUAAUGGUACGGCCAAGGGUAUAAGCUGUCAUUUUUGGGACGUCGGGGGACAAGAGAAACUGCGACCGUUGUGGAAAUCCUACAGUCGUUGCACAGACGGGAUUAUUUACGUUGUGGACUCGGUGGAUGUUGACAGACUUGAGGAAGCCAAAACUGAACUGCAUAAAGUCACAAAAUUCGCAGAAAAUCAGGGGACGCCGCUUCUUGUGAUAGCAAACAAACAGGACCUGCCCAAGUCCCUACCUGUCUCAGAGAUCGAGAAACAUCUGGCGCUUCAUGAGCUCAGUCCGUCCACGACGUACCACGUUCAGCCGGCAUGCGCCAUCAUCGGCGAGGGUCUGCACGAGGGAAUGGACAAACUAUAUGAAAUGAUCGUUAAAAGAAGGAAAUCUUUAAAACAAAAGAAAAAACGAUAAUAUUUUACGUAGUGAAAACACCAGUGGGGCCAUGAGAUGCAACUUAGCAAGUUGAAGUGGUUUUGUUCUGUGUUUAUUUUCCGGGGGGGGUCUGCUGCUGCUAGUGCCCUAAUGUCUUGCCAGGAGAAAUCCUGAAUGCUAAAUCGUAUAAUGUUCAAAAAUAAACCAAAACAUUCAAAUAAACCACAGAUUUAGCCACCCAUGCACAAAGAAACACAAACACAGACACACAGAGACAAACACACACAAACAGAAUGAAGUAUAGCCUAACUAAACUGCAACUAAGACGUAAAGACAGGCUGGUCCCUGUAUGCUGCUGCUUGGCAGUUGGUCAUCUGUAUAUAAAUGUUGCCUAAUGGUUUUGUUGAAGCGCGAUUGCCGGGGGAGGAUUCAUGUGAAGUUUUCUUUACUCACUUCUGAUUAAAUACUACCGGGUAGUUUUUUUCCUGCUAAAUUUUGGAUGCAUUAUCCCUUAAAAGCUACAGUACAUGCUAACAGCUUGGGACUAUAGGUAUUCUCUCCACUGGCUGUUCUCUUGUUUGAAGUACACUAACAUUGCUUAAGUAGCUUUCACCAGGCAAAGACAUGGUACAUUUAGUUCAGCCACUUCUUUAUUCUUUUCACUCAAAGAUUGUGUAUUACAUCAUAAAUGGAAAUGGGACUGUUUAUGCAUAUAAAGCCAAAAAUACCUGAAAAAUAAAUUGAAUGAUAUUUAAAAUGGA
This is a messenger RNA of Chanos chanos (milkfish), 1853 nucleotides long. It is a transcript of the gene arl4ca, whose product is annotated as ADP-ribosylation factor-like 4Ca. The coding region runs from base 553 to 1131 and encodes 192 amino acids. The record is from RefSeq and is a predicted model, not a curated record. Gene Ontology annotation, molecular function: GTP binding; GTPase activity. The transcript has a single exon. NCBI's taxonomy places the organism in Eukaryota, Metazoa, Chordata, Actinopteri, Gonorynchiformes, Chanidae.